This is a messenger RNA of Thermothelomyces thermophilus ATCC 42464, 2153 nucleotides long. RefSeq lists its product as uncharacterized. The coding region runs from base 127 to 2028 and encodes 633 amino acids. Gene Ontology annotation, cellular component: membrane. Gene Ontology annotation, molecular function: transmembrane transporter activity. The transcript is spliced from 2 exons. NCBI's taxonomy places the organism in Eukaryota, Fungi, Ascomycota, Sordariomycetes, Sordariales, Chaetomiaceae. The record is from RefSeq and is a predicted model, not a curated record. Gene Ontology annotation, biological process: transmembrane transport.
CCUCGAGCCUUUGACGCCCGCCUACUCCGUACCCGCCGACCGAAAUCCAUCCCGACUCCACCGUUGUCCGACUCACCCGUCUCUCCCUACAGUAAUACGGAUAAUAACAAAGAGAGAAAAAAAAGAAUGGCCUCCCUCCCACCCCGGCCGGCCACGCGAGGCGACGACGAGGCCUCUCCGCUCCUCUGCUCUCCGUCGUCGAGCAUGUUGUCGGCGGUCUCGAGCCCGGCGUCCACCACCACCACCGCCUCGUCCUCCUCGUCGCUGCGCUCGGCGUCGUCGCGCCGGAGGCGGCAGGCCCGCCUGCGCCGGAGCCUCUCGCUCGUGUCGGCGCUCCUGUCGGCCCUCUGCGCCGGCUCCGUCACCAUCUUCUCCCUCUACGGUUCCGUCCUCCAGCAGCGCCUGCGCUACUCCCAGUUCGAGGUCAACGGCCUCGCCUCGGCCGCCUCCGUCGCCAUGUACGCCCCCGUCUCCCUGCUGGGGUACCUGUGCGACCGCGCCGGCCCCGCCCCGCUCUCCCUGCUGGCCGCCCUCGCCUUCGGGGGCGGCUACGCCGGCGCCGCGGCCGCCUACGUGCGCGCCGAGAGGGUCGUGGCAGGCCAUGGUGGUGGUGUCGGUGGAGGUGGUGACGGCAACGACAACAACGACGACAACGACGGCAGCGCGGCGCAUCAUUGGUACGCGCUGAUGGUGCUCGCCUUCGUCGCCAUCGGCGUCGGCACGUGUGCCAUGUACCUGAGCGCCGUCGCGACGUGCGCCAAGAACUUUGGCAGGGGCAAGCACAGGGGCCUGGCGGUGGCCCUGCCCAUCGCCGCGUUCGGCCUGAGCGGCAUGUGGUUGAGCCAGGUGGGGAGCCGGCUGUUUGCCAACCGGCAGCUCCCGAGCGGCGGCGCCGAGAGCGAGGUCGACGUGCCGCGCUUCUUUGUCUUUCUGGCCGUGCUGCUCGUCGCGGUCGGCGUGGCGGGCGCGUUUGGGCUCCAGAUUGUGGACGAGGAGGACCUGAUCGAGGAGGCGGUGGAGGAACUCGAGCGCAGCGGGAUCCUCGACGGGAGCGCCAUGCUCACCCCGGGGAGGGCGGCAGCAGAGAUUCGCGGCAAUGGGUACGGAGCGGUGGCGGAGAGGGCGGACCCCUUCGACGAGCUGGAAGAUGUCAAGGACCCCGAAGAGGAGGAGGCCCGGCUAAGGAAGCAGUGGGUUCUCAACGCCGAGACCCGCCGCUUCCUGACGGACCACACCAUGUGGUGCUUCGCCCUCGGCUUCUUCUUCAUGAUCGGCCCAGGCGAGGCCUUCAUCAACAACAUGGGCACCGUCAUCAAGACCCUCUACCCGCCGAACCCGGCCCCGCGCUACGGUGGCGGCGGCGCACCCACCUCGGCCGCCACACACGUCUCCAUCGUCGGCGUGACCAGUACCGCCAUGCGCCUGCUUACCGGAACCCUAACCGACCUGCUCGCGCCCAGCCCCGGGGCCGGGCACGUCCAGAUCACCAGCAGCAGCAGUGGCGGCGGCGACCGCCGCCGCCUCUCCGUCUCGCGCGUCACCUUCCUCCUCUUCUUCGCCGCCCUCCUCUCGCUCGGCCUCGCCGGCCUCGCCGCGGGCCUCGUCCAGAACCACGGCGGCCGCUUCUGGAUCGUGUCGGGCCUCGUCGGCGCCGGCUACGGCGCCGUCUUCAGCCUCACCCCGAUCAUCAUCACCGUCAUCUGGGGCGUCGAGAACUUCGCCACCAACUGGGGCAUCGUCGCCAUGUUCCCCGCCCUCGGCGCGACCCUCUGGGGGGUCGUCUAUUCCGCCGUAUACCAGGCCGGCGCGCAGAGGCAGGCCUCGCCCGGUAGAGCUGGCGGGGUUGGUGCUGGUGGUGAUGCUCGUUCCGGGGAGGGAGACGACGACGACAACAACCUCUGUUACGGCCGGGAGUGCUACGCGCCCGCGUUCUGGGCCAUGGCCGCCAGCGUGUGGGUCGCCUGCGCUCUGGUCUUGUGGGCCUGGAAGGGGAGGAAAGGGUGGGCGCAGAGGGGGAUUGUGGUGUAGUAGCAGCGGUGGUGAAGGGGAGAGCUAUAGUUAUGUAUAUAAUUACAGAGUUGAUUCGCGCAUUCGGAUGGGGUCCGUUCUAGGAUUUGCAUUGACGUGGCGUUUUCUGGGUGUCUUUUUUUGGC